Molecule: messenger RNA, 972 nt
Organism: Xiphias gladius (swordfish)
Lineage: Eukaryota; Metazoa; Chordata; Actinopteri; Istiophoriformes; Xiphiidae
Product: olfactory receptor 10A3-like
Exons: 1
Coding region: 13-972 (319 amino acids)
Biological process (GO): G protein-coupled receptor signaling pathway
Cellular component (GO): membrane
Molecular function (GO): G protein-coupled receptor activity; olfactory receptor activity
Source: RefSeq, a predicted model, not a curated record
UCAUCGUAAACAAUGAUGCGGAAUUCAACUUCCUCAACAUUAUCUUUUUUCAUUCUUGGAGCUUAUUUGAAUGUUGGAAAUAUGAGAUACUGGUAUUUCAUGAUAACCGCUUUUGUAUACAUUAUAAUCAUUAUGGCCAACACAUCCCUGAUUGUGGUGAUCUGCAUGAACAGAAGCCUACACGAACCUAUGUACCUGUUUCUGUGCAGCCUGUUUGUAAAUGAACUGUAUGGUAGCACAGGGUUGUUUCCAUUCCUUCUGCUUCAGAUCCUCUCUGACAUUCACACUGUUUCUGUUCCCUUUUGUUUCCUGCAGAUUUUCUGUUUGUAUACAUAUGGAAGUGUAGAAUUUUGUAAUUUAGCCGUCAUGUCUUAUGACAGAUACCUUGCUAUAUGUUAUCCUCUACAGUACAACACACGUAUGACGUCUAACAAGGUUGCUGUUUUGAUUGUUGUGGUAUGGUUGUACUCUUUUGUGAAAUUUCUAGUGACUUUAUCCUUAAACAUCCGUUUGCCACUUUGUGGAAACAUCAUAAACAGUUUGCAUUGCCGUAACUACCUAGUUGUUAAGUUGGCAUGUUCUGACACCAAAGUGAAUAACAUCUAUGGACUUUUUGGUGUAGUUCUCACCAUCGUGGUCCCUCUGCUUCCAAUCCUUUUCUCUUACACGAAAAUUCUCAAAGUUUGUUUUUCUGGAUCCAAACAGACCAGACAAAAAGCCGUCAGUACCUGCACACCUCACCUUGUGUCUCUGCUCAACUUUUCUUUUGUCUGCUGCUUUGAGAUGUUUCAGAGCAGAUUUGAUAUGACCGGUGUACCCAGUGUGCUGCGAAUCAUUCUGUCUCUGUACUUUCUCAUCAUACAGCCACUUUUGAAUCCUAUCAUGUAUGGAAUGCAAAUGUCAAAAAUACGAAAUACAUGCAAACAUGUCCUCUGCUAUAAAAUAUUGUGUUUUUACAAGGAUCGUUUGUAG